Microthlaspi erraticum is the source of this 1005-nucleotide messenger RNA. NCBI's taxonomy places the organism in Eukaryota, Viridiplantae, Streptophyta, Magnoliopsida, Brassicales, Brassicaceae. The record is from the annotation of a GenBank genome assembly.
AUGAAGGAGGUGAAGCUCCUUGACAUGGGAAUCAAGCCCAUCAUCUCACGCACCAAGGAUGGGAAGAAAAUCAGAGGAGAUAGAAUCCAUGCAGGGAAUCUCAUGCCUCUCAUUGACCAGCUACUCUCCUACAAGACAACCGCUAUAGCACUCGGUUUCAAACGGGAAGGAAGCUUAGUGUUGGAGGAGUCAUCACGCCAAUCCUCUGUGCAGCUGGAGUCCAUUUGGACAAGAGAAGGUCUACUCCAGCAGGAUGGAUGGACAUUAAGUUUUGCAAGACCAACCUCCUCAUUGAACACAAGGAGUUGGAUGGGAGUUGGGCAUGAACAGGAGUUGCGAGAAGAGGAGCCUGAACUCGAUCGAGCUGAGGAUCGAGUUGAGGACCACGCUCAAGUGAAUGCGGAUUUGGGUGAGCCUGAGUGCUAUUAUUUUGAGGAGUAUGAGGCUCCAAGGAUGAACCCCUCUGUUGUGGCUGCCCACAAGAGGAUUGGACUUCUCCAAAGGUUCAACAAGUGGCAAGGGAAAGCCAUGGACAAGAUGCAAAAGUCCAUGGACAAGAUGAGUAGAUCACUCCUCACCACCCCAAGGAGACUCCCUGCCCAAAAACCUCACAGAGCCUAUUCAUCGAGACUAGGGAAGGAGGAAACAACACGCAGAGGCGGAGGAAGAGUUCCAGAGCGACGCUCCAACUCGAUCAAUGAGCUCGACCGAGCUCAGGGUCGAGUUGACCUGGAGGAGCCUCUGUUUGAGAACCCUGAUUCGAGUACAGCGCCCUACCAAGACUUCCCUCAGAGCCACUGGACACCCUACAACCGUUUCGAGCGCGCACAGCUCCACCAAGGCCAAGGAAGCCACACACACUUCAAUGAAGAAGAAGAAGAAGAAGAAGAGGCGGAUCCGCAAGCUCGAUCGAGCGAUGUGAACCCGGCCGAGUGGAGCGUCCCUGACGGCCGCCUGCCCUCUCCUGACCACGACCUUGCCUCUCAUAUCUUUGGGGGGCACUGA